Molecule: messenger RNA, 876 nt
Organism: Phoenix dactylifera (date palm)
Lineage: Eukaryota; Viridiplantae; Streptophyta; Magnoliopsida; Arecales; Arecaceae
Source: RefSeq, a predicted model, not a curated record
AUGGACCUUAUUGCUUAUUUGGCUAAAGAUCCUGAAUACUGGGAUUUUUUUGCCAAGGGAGGAAGAAGACCACACACGAGCGAAAGCUUAACACCUCCACCAGACAUGAUCAGCAAACAAAGAAACGAAACUUCGAAAUGUAAUGAAAAUCAGAGAAAACAAAGAAACGACACAUGUCAUGGAGAUGGCACCGUCGAAUUUAAUAAGAAACUUCGAUGGACUGAUUCACCUCUAAUUCUUGGUGCAACACUUGGCCUUCAUGAGUUUGUAAAGCAAAUUUUAACAGUAUGUCCAGCAUCUGUGUCAGUGCAUGACACAGAGGGGAGGAAUGUCCUUCAAGUGGCAAUUCUGCAUGGUCAGGAAAAGAUUGUUGGGAUUAUAGAGUCAAUGGCCACAGGGAUGAAUCCAGUCUUACCGUCUUGGUUGUUUUCUGAAAUUGAAGAAAAAACACAAAACACCAUCGUGCAUUAUGCUGCUUUUGAAACUGUCAAAGAAAAUUUUCCUGCCACACAAAUGCAAUAUGAGCUCCAAUGGUUUGAGAGGGUGAAAAGAUUGGUCCGUAAAGAUUUAAAUUAUAGCCGAAACGAAGAUGAGAAAACAGCUAAAGAACUUUUCAACGAGAAACACAAGCAUAUGGUUCAGGAAGGCAAACGAGAACUGAUGGAGAUGGGGAAAGUAUACUCAGGCCUUGUAAUUGCUGUGAUCUUUGCUUCUAGUUUCUCCAUACCAGGCGAUACGGAUGCUAAUGAGAACCCAGUUUCCCUCCAUAGGACUGCUUUCAAAGUUUUCUCACAUUUAUAUGCGGUUGGAUUGUCCUUUGCCGCUGCAGCUUUGGUAUGUAAAGCACAUGCCAUCCACCUCACUUUUGUCAUUUGA